UCCUCUUCUGGAUUCGAAACUGCAACAGAUUCUGUGAUAACGCUCUGUCUUGGAAGACCUGCAAACUGCUCCCGUCCCGACCCUCCGCUUGGUCCAGGUUGGCACCCCGCCCGCCUGCCGCCUAGAGACUGCUCUGGAGCCGUGAGAGCUCCUUCCUGUGUGGGCACUGAAGCCAGGGUGUGCCUUCCCAGGAGUGUGUGUGGAGUGAGAGAGAGAAGACUGACCCUGGAGAGGCCUGAUGCUUCACAUCCAUAGGACAGAGUCGAUAAGCACUCAGCACAGUGGCAUUCAGAAAGCGUCUCGAAUGCCUGUUGAAAUGAUUCAGCCUGCAAGAUUCCCUCCCAGCCCACUCUGCAGUCACACCUGAAGAUACUUGCCGAGAGCCUGCUGUGUGCCCAGCCUUCGGAGGCACGCCUGUCACCGGCACCUUGCUUGGAAUUCAGACCAGUCAGGAUUCUAGCUUCUGACAGCUGGGCUUCCUCCUCCUGCUUCUCAUUCUGUGCAGUGUGUGAUGUGAGACGCCUGGCUCCAAGUCGCAGUAGGGUAGAAGAGCUGCACUCAUAAGCAGGUCAUCAAAGGCGUGCCAAGUUCAAACAGGUUCGGAGAAGGAGGUGGGGAGGUCAGCCCUGCCUGCAGGGUCAGGAGUCUGGAAGGGCCGGUGAAGGAGGGAGCAUUUGAAGCAGAAUCGCCUGAGAGAAGGAAGAACCAGCGUGUCCCACCUUUCCCCCUUCCUGUUGUCAAGACUCCUGAAGCCACCAUUGGAGGGCAGGCAAGGCUCUUCCAACAGGAUGGGGUAAAUGGAUGUUGUCAACAAAACCUCAUUUCUGUGGGAAAGUCCCUGUAAAGACAUACAUCCAGGGACUUGGACAGACACUCAGCUGUGUUCACAGCAGCAUUACUCCCAACAGCCGAAAGAUAAAUGUUCUUGAUGCAAGCAAAACAGGAAUGCUCUGAUCAUUUACCGAAGAUCACUGAGGCAAACAAACCUUUGUGAGAUCUCCAGACAGUGCACUAUCACAGGCAGAAAGGGCAUGGGAUGGCAGACAGGUUAGCCAAGAAGCCUCGGAGAGGGUGCCGGUGGAUGUAGCUGCCCUUUGACCCCUCCUGCCCCCCGACCCCGGGCGUUCCCUGCACGAUGCACCCCCCAGCCUACAACUGCUUUGUGGACAGAGACAAGAUGGACUCAGCCAUCCCAGACCUGGGCCCCAAAGAGCUGAGCUGCACGGAGCUGCAGGAGCUGAAGCAGCUGGCACGCCAGGGCUACUGGGCCCGCAGCUACGCCCUGCGGGGGCAGGUGUACCAGCGUCUGAUCCGGGACAUCCCCUGCCGCACGGUCACCCCCGAUGCCAGCGUGUACAGAGACAUCGUCGGCAAGAUCGUGGGCAAGCACAGUAGCACCAGCCUGCCCCUGCCCGAGUUUGUGGACAACACACAGGUGCCGAGCUACUGCCUGAACUCAAAGGGCGAGGGUGCUGUGCGCAAGAUCCUGCUGUGCAUCAGCAACCAGUUCCCCGACGUGUCCUUCUGCCCCGCGCUGCCUGCCGUCGUGGCCCUGCUGUUGCACUACAGCGCCGAUGAGGCCGAGUGUUUCGAGAAGGCCUGCCGCAUCCUGGCCUGCAACGACCCCAGCAGGAAGCUGGUAGACCAGAGCUUCCUGGCCUUCGAGUCCUCCUGCAUGACGUUUGGGGACCUGGUGAACAAGUACUGCCAGGCAGCCCACAAGCUAAUGGUGGCCGUGUCGGAGGACAUCCUGCAGGUGUACGCGGACUGGCAGCGCUGGCUCUUCGGGGAGCUGCCCCUCAGCUACUUCGCCCGUGUCUUUGACGUCUUCCUGGUGGAGGGUUACAAGGUGCUGUACCGCGUGGCACUGGCCAUCCUCAAGUUCUUCCACAAAGUGAGGGCGGGGCAGCCGCUCGAGUCGGACAACGUGAAGCAGGACAUACGUGCCUUCGUCAGGGACAUCGCCAAGACUGUAUCUCCUGAGAAACUGCUGGAGAAGGCGUUUGCCAUCCGCCUCUUCUCUCGGAAGGAGAUUCAGCUCCUGCAAAUGGCCAACGAAAAAGCUCUGAAGCAGAAGGGCAUCACCGUCAAGCAGAAGAGUGUUUCACUUUCUAAAAGGCAGUUCGUGCACCUGGCCGUUCAUGCGGACAGCUUCCACUCAGAGAUCGUCGGUGUGAAGGAGAUGAGAGACAUCUGGUCGUGGGUCCCCGAGCGGUUCGCCCUCUGCCAGCCCCUGCUGCUCUUCUCCUCGCUACAGCAUGGGUACAGCCUGGCCAGGUUCUACUUCCAGUGCGAAGGACGAGAGCCCACUGUCCUGCUGAUCAAGACUACGCAGAAGGAGGUGUGUGGCGCCUACCUGUCAACAGACUGGAGUGAGAGAAACAAGUUUGGGGGCAAGCUGGGAUUCUUCGGGACCGGAGAGUGCUUCGUGUUUAGGCUGCAGCCCGAGGUCCAGCGCUACGAGUGGGUGGUCAUCAAACACCCAGAGCUGACCAAGCCCGCGUCCCUGGAGUCCGCCACCGUUCCACCCUCCCCCAGCCACUCUGUGUCCUCUGAGCCUGCUGACCGUCUCUCGCCGUUCCUGGCUACUCGGCACUUCAACCUGCCCUCCAAGACGGAGUCCCUGUUCAUGGCAGGGGGCAGCGACUGCCUCAUCAUAGGUGGAGGGGGCGGCCCGGCACUGUACAUUGACGGGGACCUGAACAGGGGCCGCACAGGCCACUGCGACACUUUCAACAACCAGCCCCUCUGCUCUGAGAACUUCCUUAUUGCCGCUGUGGAGGCCUGGGGCUUCCAGGACCCUGACAUCCAGUGACGGGCGUGAGUCAACAGUGACCGAGCUGCCGCUGCCAGUGGCAGGGGGUGGUGGUAGCUGGGCCCCUCCUUACGGAGGUGGUGGUGAGUGAAGACCCCCACAUAUGUGGGCACCGUCAGGGUGCAGCUGGGCACAGAACUGGUCUAGGCAGUGGUGCCACAGCUGCAGCUGGCCCUCCCGGACCUGCCGUACUUGCUACCCCUUCGUCCUGGACUCAGGUCCUGGCCGGCCUCUAGGCAGGCAUCCCGUGCGGGAGGCUGGGGUCUUGGCCCCUGAGCCUCAGUCCCCCAGGGUGAGAGGGUGCUGGGGCCAAGGAGCCUGCCCAAGUGUGGGCACGUGGCUCCCCCUGCUGGUGCCUCUGGGCAUCUCCCAAGGAGGCCCUGCAGCUCCUGCUGGCCUGCGAUGGGCGGGGCCCGGGGCUCUGGGUCCCCGGAGAGGGCAAGUGCCCUGUGGACUGUUCCUGGCGGGAGUGUCUGCCUGGAGCUUCUGACUCAGUUCCUCCCUCCCCUGGUCCCCCCUUGGACUGGAACUGCUGGUGAGACCAGGGAGGACAAGCCGCAUGCAGGGCUCUGGGCCCCUCCCCAGGUGCGUGUCCUUGUGUUUCUGCAGAGCCUGAAGCCUCUGCUGGGCCUCAGGGUAGAGUUACGCCUGGAAGGGCCCUCUGGGACAGACCCCACACCAGCCAGCAGUAUUUCUGGGCCCUGCCUGGAGAACCCUGGACCCACGGAGCCAUCUGCAGCCUUCUCUUCUCCAGCUCUCCAAGCUCCCUGCCAUGGCCCCACUUGACGGCAGUGACCUGGUCUGGGGUCCCAACCGACCCCUCACACGCUCUGUCUUAUCGUGCCUCCCCUCACCUGGUGCCACCCGCCCUCCCAGCUCCUGCCACAUGGACCUUCCUGACGCACUGUCUGUGCGUCCGUCUCACAGUGCCUCCUGGGCCUGCAGGGUGGCCCUCUACCCGUGACUUCCUCAGCUGGUCCUGAGGGCCCAGCCACCCAGAGGGAGGAGAGAUGUGGACACUCCAGGGCUGGGGCCAGGGAUCCUGCCCCCUCGGUGCCCCAUGCACCCCCACCCCCAUGCUCAUCUUGCUGGGCGUGCAUCCUCCCUGCCCACCUCCUCAGAUCUCUGCCGAGCCUGGCCACAGCAAUACAGAAGGACACACCAGGAACCCUGUGUGGCUUUGGGCAGGCCGGUGAACCUGCCUGGAACUCAGUUUCCCCAACUGUAAAAUGGGGCCGUUUACCCUGCGCUGCCGUCCCGCAGGGCUGCUGAGAGGCCUGCAGAGGGGAGAGGUGCUCAGGGGAGUCAGCUUCCUCCCCGGACACCGCAGCCCUCGCUGCCCCUCCUCGAGCCCCCUCAGCCCUCACCUGUGCUUCAGUGUUCAUUAAACAGCUGUGUGAACUGCAGGGAUCCGAAUCUGGUUUCUUAAACCAGAGGGACCUCCCCGGGUGCCCCACCCCACCCUGGGUGCCCUGCCCCGCCCCAGCUCGCCUCCUGCUUGUCAGUCUGGUCACGGAACAUCAAAGGCCUUUUCAUAGCACAGCCUUUCAGAAGCAGCUGAAGGCACACCUGAGCACCCUUUCAUGCCCCUCCGUGAACCUCCUGAGUUGUGGAGUCCUUUUCCUGCUGAGUAAUUCCACAUGAUUCUCUGAGACUGCCCCAGGGCCCCCCUCCACCCAGCUCGGCAGUGGCAGCUGAUGAGUCACCAUUUCUGUGCCGUGAGGUCUCUGUGUGCAUGCACGGUACUCGCUUUCUUUGCUUUUCCUAUCUUCUCCCUAACUUUUCUGCUAAACUAAAAGGUAUGUGUGAUUAUUAUCUUCAGUUUUUUUAUUCUGAUUACUGUCCUUGUUAUCUGAUAUUCGGUCUUCCCAAAUAGAGUAAAAUUUAUUUUGUGACAUUCUCUGUUAUUUCUUCCUGAUUAUUAGCGUUUUCUGUUAAAAAUUAGCCAAAUGUUUAUGGAAUAGUACAGUGAAUUACAUUUGUUUUUCUAGAAACAUUUGAAAAUGUAUUUUAAGAAAAAAAUUGAACAUAGUUUGAAGCAGUUCAUUAUCAAAGUAGACUGUAUGCAUUUAAGGCUUCAGAAAAUCAGUUUUCCUAAAACAGUUUAUAUUACAAGAGUAAGUCCAUUGUAUUUUAUGAGUUUUUCCAUUUUAAUUAUUGAAUUAAAAUAAGUAUUCAAUUUUUCCUAAUUUCAUACAUUCUUUUUUUUUUUAGUUUCUCAGGGCAACUUGUUUUAGAAGAUUCUGAAGGUUUCACAAGGUCUUCAAAUUUAUCAAUUUCCUGAAGCCACAGAGCCCUUAUAAUAAUCUCCUUACAUACCUUAAUAUUUAGGAGAUUCAGUUUUUGUCGCUUUAUUUUGAGAUAAUUUUAGACUUAGGACCUGUUUCAUGGAGGGUAUAGAGCUCCCACCCCCACCCCCCCCACCCAUUCCCAGCUCAUUUAUGAAACCCAAGAAAUGAACAUUAGUACUCACUAGAAACUUAAACUGCAGUCUGUAUUCAGGUUCCCUGUUUUUCUGUAGUGAUUUUUGUUGCAGGAACAGAUCUAAUCUUUACAACUUUAUUUUCCCACAUUUUAAUUAAAUUCUGAAUGUCAUCACAUUCGCCUAACACUGAUCUUAGAAACACAUUGCCAUAAUGAGGCCGUCUGGUGCAUCUCAACCA
This is a messenger RNA of Budorcas taxicolor (takin), 5478 nucleotides long. It is a transcript of the gene TBC1D24, whose product is annotated as TBC1 domain family member 24. Bases 1136 to 2815 code for a protein of 559 amino acids. Lineage: Eukaryota; Metazoa; Chordata; Mammalia; Artiodactyla; Bovidae. The record is from RefSeq and is a predicted model, not a curated record. The transcript is spliced from 13 exons.